Kogia breviceps (pygmy sperm whale) is the source of this 1833-nucleotide messenger RNA. RefSeq names its product clusterin (gene CLU). The record is from RefSeq and is a predicted model, not a curated record. Gene Ontology annotation, molecular function: misfolded protein binding. Gene Ontology annotation, biological process: regulation of apoptotic process; positive regulation of proteasomal ubiquitin-dependent protein catabolic process. Gene Ontology annotation, cellular component: nucleus. Lineage: Eukaryota; Metazoa; Chordata; Mammalia; Artiodactyla; Physeteridae.
AGAAACAUCACACAACCUCCAUCAGACUUCAGACAUCUGAUUCAACUGUCUCAUUUUAUAGAUGAUAAUCUGAAGCCUGGAGAGGUUUAGGACCAUCUCCAAAGAUAGACAGCAAACAGGUAUCAGACCUGGGAUUAGAACCCAAGCCUUGACCUUCCAGAAUUUCUGGACCUAAUGAAAGAAAGAAACUGAUUAUUUUUAUUUUUUUAAGAGUGAAGUUUGGAAUUUAAGAAGGCGUGCUAGGAUUCCAGAAUUGGAGAAGGAGGCAAGAUGAAGUCUCUACUGCUGCUAGUGGGCCUGCUGCUGAGCUGGGAGAACGGCAGGGCAAUCUCGGACAAAGAGCUCCAGGAAAUGUCCACUGAGGGGAGUAAGUACAUUAAUAAAGAAAUUAAAAAUGCUCUCAAGGAGGUGAAACAGAUAAAGACCCUAAUAGAACAAACCAACGAAGAGCGCAAAGCAUUGCUUGGCUCCUUAGAGGAGGCCAAGAAGAAGAAAGAGGAUGCCCUGAACGACACCAAGGAUUCUGAAACAAAGCUGAAGGCGUCCCAGGGGGUGUGCAAUGAGACCAUGACGGCCCUCUGGGAGGAGUGUAAGCCUUGCCUGAAACAGACCUGCAUGAAGUUCUACGCGCGCGUCUGCAGAAGCGGCUCGGGACUGGUCGGCCAACAGCUCGAGGAGUUCCUGAACCAGAGCACCCCCUUCUACUUGUGGAUCAACGGUGACCGCAUCGACUCCCUGCUGGAGAACGACCGGCAGCAGGGCCACGUGAUGGACGUCAUGGAGGACAGCUUCAACCGCGCAUCCAACAUCAUGGACGAGCUCUUCCAGGACCGGUUCUUUCCCCGGAAGUUCCAGGACACUCAGUACUACUCGCCCUUCGGCUCGUUCCCAAGGGGAUCGCUCUUCUUCAGUCCCAAGUCCCGCUUCGCCCGGAAUGUCAUGCCUUUCCCCUUGUUGGAACCCCUGAACUUCCAUGACAUGUUUCAGCCCUUCUUUGACAUGAUCCACGAGGCCCAGCAGGCCAUGGAUGCCCACAUGCAGAGAACUCCCUACCACUUCCCGAUGGCGGAAUUCCCAGGAGAAAACAGCAGUGACCGCACCGUGUGCAAGGAAAUCCGCCACAACUCCACGGGAUGCCUGAAGAUGAAGGACCAGUGUGAAAAGUGCCAGGAGAUCUUGUCCUUGGACUGUCCAGCCAGCGACUCCUCUCAGAUGCAGCUGCGCCAGCAGCUGAACGUGUCCCUGCAGCUGGCGGAGAAGUUCAGCAAGCUCUACGACCAGCUGCUCCAGUCCUACCAGCAGAAGAUGCUGAACACGUCCUCGCUGCUGAAGCAGCUGAACGAGCAGUUCACCUGGGUGUCCCAGCUGGCCAACCUCACGCACAGCGACAGCCAGCAUUAUCUCCAGGUCUCCACGGUGAAUUCCCACAGCUCUGACCCCAGCGUUCCCUCUGGCCUCACUAAGGUGGUUGUGAAGCUCUUUGAUUCCUACCCCCUCACUGUGACGGUCCCACAAGAAGUCUCCAAUCCUAAGUUUAUGGAGACUGUGGCAGAGAAAGCGCUACAACAGUACCGCCAGAAGAGCCGGGAGGAGUGAGACCUGAACGUUGCUUUUCCAGGUAGGGGGGUGUCUGCGUCCAGCUGCCCCCACGACGAGCCACAGUCCCCUCUAGAGAGCUCUGCACCUCACCAGCCGACCAGGCCCUGGGCUUGAGGCCCUCCUGACUGCACCCAGCUUCUCCCUCUGGAUUUGCACUGUAAUGCCUGCAUUUGCUGAUCACGGGAAGAACUUCCCCGCAUGCCACUAACUCAAUAAACCACCUUGUAAUCUGAA